GCUCCGGCCGGAAACGGGCUCUUGUUUCCGGCCGGACGGCCGAGAGCCACCGAUCCUGAACCAGCCGCUGGAGUCGGAGUGGCGACCCGGUGUGGAGCCGGCGGAAAGCCACUGGGGAGAGGCCAGCCUCGGCCAGUCCCGGCUUGGCUCCGGCUCCAGUUCCUGUGGAGAGCAACAGUCGCGGUCGCAGUGUCCGCCUCCGCCUCCAUCGUCGUCGGGGGAGGGGCCGCUCGGACCCCGGGGUCACUGCCGAGGAAUGAGGAGAGGCGGCCGGGCCCCGCGCUCCGCCCCGGCCUAGAGCCUUGCCCUGAGAGUCGCGAGGUGCACCAGCCUGUGGAGAAAUCGCAAGACUAUGGCGGGGUUCUGCUCCAAAGCUUGUGGGUCAAGCCUGGAUUUUGAUCUAUGCUCUGCUCACACCCUGCUGCCUGAGAGUACCUGAUGAUCCCAUGACCCUGGACAUGGAUGCUGUCCUGUCGGAUUUUGUCCGUUCUACAGGUGCAGAGCCAGGGCUGGCCCGAGAUCUUCUGGAAGGAAAGAACUGGGAUGUGAGUGCUGCCCUCAGUGAUUUUGAACAGCUACGCCAAGUCCAUGCUGGGAACCUGUCCCCACCCUUUAGUGGAGGGAGUAGUUGUUGUAAGACCCCUGAAAAAGGGUGUUCUGAUAGAGAACCCACUCGCCCUUCUCGACCGAUCCUACAGAGACAGGAUGACAUCGUUCAAGAAAAACGCCUGUCUAGGGGCAUCUCCCACGCCAGUUCCAGCAUUGUUUCCCUGGCCCGGUCCCAUGUCUCCUCCAAUGGUGGGGGUGGGGGGAGCAGUGAGCACCCCCUGGAAAUGCCCAUCUGUGCCUUCCAGCUUCCAGAUCUCACUGUGUACAAAGAAGACUUCCGAAGCUUCAUAGAGAGGGACCUCAUUGAACAGUCCAUGCUGGUCGCCUUGGAACAGGCAGGGCGUUUGAAUUGGUGGGUCAGUGUGGACUCCACCUGUCAGAGGCUGCUUCCUUUAGCAACUACUGGAGAUGGGAACUGCCUCCUGCAUGCAGCCUCUCUUGGGAUGUGGGGUUUCCAUGAUAGAGACUUGGUGCUGAGGAAAGCUUUGUAUGCACUAAUGGAGAAGGGUAUCGAGAAGGAAGCAUUGAGAAGACGCUGGAGGUGGCAGCAAACACAGCAGAAUAAAGAGUCGGGACUGGUGUAUACUGAAGAUGAAUGGCAGAAGGAAUGGAAUGAGCUGAUCAAGCUUGCCUCAAGUGAACCCAGAAUGCAUCUAGGUACCAAUGGAACCAGUGGUGGUGGAGUGGAGAGUUCAGAGGAGCCAGUAUAUGAGAGCCUAGAGGAAUUCCAUGUCUUUGUUCUUGCUCAUGUGCUCAAGAGGCCUAUAGUGGUCGUGGCAGACACCAUGCUGAGGGACUCCGGCGGGGAAGCAUUUGCCCCUAUUCCAUUUGGAGGGAUCUAUCUCCCCUUGGAGGUCCCAGCCAGCCAGUGUCACCGAUCUCCUCUAGUGCUCGCCUAUGACCAGGCCCACUUUUCUGCGCUUGUGUCGAUGGAGCAGAAGGACAGUGCCAAGGAACAAGCUGUGAUCCCGCUCACAGAUUCAGAGCAUAAGCUGCUGCCCCUGCACUUUGCUGUGGACCCAGGAAAAGGCUGGGAGUGGGGCAAAGAUGACAAUGACAAUGUCCGAUUGGCCAGUAUCAUUCUGUCCCUGGAGGUCAAACUACAUCUGUUGCAUAGCUAUAUGAAUGUGAAGUGGAUCCCACUGUCAUCUGAUGCACAGGCUCCUCUGGCCCAGCCAGAGUCCCCCACAGCCUCAGCUGGAGACGAGCCCAGGUCCACUCCUGAGUCUGGAGAAUCAGACAAGGAGUCAGUUGGCAGCAGUUCUACCGGCAAUGAGGGCAGCAGACGGAAGGAGAAGUCGAAGCGAGACCGGGAGAAGGACAAAAAGAGAGCAGAUUCUGUGGCUAACAAACUGGGCAGCUUUGGCAAGACCUUGGGCAGCAAGCUUAAGAAGAACAUGGGGGGCCUGAUGCAUAGCAAGGGCCCCAAGCCUGGAGGACUGGGGAGUGGGUCUGGAAUAAGCAGUGGUACCGAGACACUAGAGAAGAAGAAGAAGAACAACUCAUUGAAGAGCUGGAAGGGUGGCAAGGAGGAUGCAGCUGGGGAUGGGCCUGUGUCAGAGAAACCCUCAUCUGAGUCUGCUGGCAAUGGAGGGAGCAAGUAUAGCCAGGAAGUGAUGCAAAGCUUGAGCAUUAUGAGGAUUGCAAUGCAAGGAGAGGGCAAAUUUAUUUUUGUUGGAACCCUGAAGAUGGGCCACCGGCACCAAUAUCAGGAGGAGAUGAUCCAGCGCUACCUUGCAGAUGCUGAGGAGAGAUUCCUGGCAGAACAGAAGCAGAAGGAAGCUGAGAGGAAGAUCAUGAAUGGAGGGUUAGUUAGUGGGCCUCCUCCAGCCAAAAAGCCAGAGCCAGAUGGUGGGGAGGUCCCGCCCAGUGACCCCCCAGCAGAGUCGAAGGCACUGGCAUUCUCUGCUGGUUACCCUGGGGGCUUUACUAUCCCGCGACCUUCUGGGGGUGGAGUCCACUGCCAGGAGCCCCGCCGGCAAUUGGCAGGGGGCCCAUGUGUAGGUGGCCUUCCACCAUAUGCCACCUUUCCCAGACAGUACCCUCCUGGGCGACCCUACCCCCACCAGGACAACAUCCCAUCUCUGGAGCCAGGCAAAGAUGGAGUUCACAGGGGUGCCUUGUUACCACCCCAGUUCCGUGUGGCUGAUUCCUAUAGCAAUGGCUACAGAGAGCCCCCUGAGCCAGAUGGAUGGGCUGGAGGUCCCCGGGGCAUUCCCCCAACCCAGACCAAAUGCAAACAACCGAACUGCAGCUUCUAUGGACACCCUGAGACAAACAACUUCUGCUCUUGCUGUUACAGGGAAGAACUGAGGAGGGGGGAACUGCUGGCGCAUAGGUUCUGAAUGGGUGGGACCUGGCGGGAAGGGGCUAAACAAAGAAAAGUUAAGCUCAUCUCUGGCUCAUCAAGACCCGGCCCCUGUGUUGAUGGGGCAAGUGCAGAAGUGUUUGUGGGAGCUGGAGUGCUGGCAGGCUGGCGAGAGCAGGACAGGGCUAGUACUACCUCAAGGGCUGUACUACUCUUACGCAGUUUGGCUUGAGACUGCAAGACAGAAGGGGAAGACUAUCUCAUAACCUCUUGCCCUAUCCCAGGGCCCAAGGGAAAGUGGGGAAAUAAUUGGUGUGGGUGGGUGGACAUCUUGGGGGAGGAACCUGGAAAGAAGGUUUUCAGUCAGUUAAGGAAAAAUAGACCAAAGUUCAUUGACUUUAGAAAAAAAGCACAUGGUGAUGGAGUUGGGAGCAUAGGGCGAACCUGAGAACAAGUUUGAUCCUGGUCUGAAUUAGGUAGAUGUCAGGCAUGUGUGCUUGGCCUACUUAGAAAGGGUAUUUAAAUCCCAGUGAGUGGAAAUAGGAACCUUCAAGGGGGAUUCUUUGCCUCGUAAGUGUUAUGUUCUUCUAGAUAGUCAUCUGUCAUCUGUUCUAGUUUUAGGGGAGAUUGUCUAUUGCCCCCAUCUUUUCCUCAUCCAUUUUGAGGACUAAGCUCAGCUAAGUUAAGAAGUUGUGAUUUAAAAAAAAAAGUUUUUAUUUUAAAAGCAAGUCCCUUUGGGGGAGAGGAGGGUGGUAAGAGCAGCCUUGUGUGUGGGCUUCUCUUCAGGUGGGUGGGUACAGAGGAAUCUAUUUUUAACUACUUAGCAAUAACUAUAUGUGGGGUUUGAGUGCACUGAGGAAGGCGGAGGAAGGCCAGACGCUCGGCCAGACUGUUUGAAACAAUACCAAAACCCUAUACAGAGUUCUUGUCCUCUGCGGCUGCCUUUCUAGAAAAAGCAGCUUAGUGUACUAAUUUUUUAAAGAAAAAGAAAUAAGAUCCUGACAAAAAAAUUAAAAAUUACUUACCCCCAUCCCCAUUUAAGUGAUUUUUUUUUCUCCUUCCUGUCUAUUGCUGGAGAAUGAACUUAACAUCCUGGCUUCUUUUGUUAAGCCAUAGCUGACCUUAAUCUAUGGUUAGUUUAUUAAAAUAAUAAAAAUACUUUGUAAGAAGAAUAUUUUUGAUAUUAGGACUGGUAUUGAAGUGUGGGAAGGGGCCUUUUAUAAAGGUAGCUAGAGAAAUAUAUUUUAGUGAACCGUAGCCACAGGCCCAGAUUAGCCCAGUGAGCGGAUCUGCCUUUGGAUUUCUCCCUUUUCCUGAGCCAACCCUGUUCUCCAGAGGGGUGGAGUGGCCCCAGUGGUGAGAGCGCCCUUGCAGUUUGCACAAAGCACAAGUCUGGACAGCUUAUGCUCUGACCAGAGCCAUUUCUAAGAGCUUUAAACCAGAAGACUAUCUUUCACCAAUUGUCCUUUUUCCUUAUAUUUUUUUUUCUGGGGGAAAAAUCAUCUAUGCAAUUAUGUACACUUGUGGCUGCAUAUGAAGAAGAGGUGUGCCUGGAGUGUUAACUGGACUGUGUUCUGGGCUUUGAUUUCUUUGCUGAGUGAGGGAUGUCAUCACCCACUAAUGGAAUGUAAUUCUCACAUUUGAUCUAAGUCACAAAUGGCUGUGUGUGUCUGUGUGUGUGUGUGUGUGUGUGUGUGUGUGUGCAUGCACGCUUGAAGAACCCUUGUCUACAUGUUUCUUCUGCCUAGUUAGGAAAAUGGUCACACACCUCGCCUUGAUAAUGAAGCUAGUCAAAAAUUUCUCAGUGAAAUUUAGUUUUUCCCCUCCAAAAAUUUGAAAGUCACUCACUUCCAUAUCUACCAUAUCUGUUGAUUUAAUAAUUUCCUAUCAUUAUUUUUAGGCAAUUUUUUGUUUGUUUCUUUGAUAUUUAGUACUGGCUGGCCAGCCUGGUACUUGCUAUAUAGACCAGGCUAGCCUUCAACGCAUAGCCACCCUCCUGCCUCAGUCUUCUGAAUUGUGGGAUCUAGGCAUGAGCCACCACACCCAGGUUUCUUUAAGCUGGAACCUAAUAUGGGACAAGCAUUUCUGACUGGUGUAUAAUUUAAAGGUCUAUUCAGAAAUUGAGGUUUUUUUUGUUUUUUGAUAGGGUCCUACUCUGUAGCCUAGGCUGGCCUCAAAUGUAUGACCCUCUUGCUUCAGCUUCCCAAGUGCUGGGGUCACACCGUCAAGUAUAGAAACAUAAUAUAAAACCCAGAUUGGCCAAAACAUCAAAAUCUUGGAAUAUAACAGGAAUUGGUGUUAAGGUAAAGAAGUGAGCCCUGAACUGAACAACUAUGAGGACAAAUCCUAUUUAAAUUUUGAUACGUUCAUAAAGUUUGUUCUUUUUAAACAUUUUUUGAUUUUUUAAAAAAUAUUGUAUCAAGAUAGUAUUUAUCUUGAUUCCUGGGUUUUAAGCACUCCUUCAGUUUUUCUCCCAAGGUGAAUGAAUGCCUGUGCCUUGUUCUCAUCCCUUUAGACUUGUCGCGGUUCCUGGAGUUUGAAUGACACUGGUGAGCCUCUCCCUUCUGACACUACAGACACCAUGGUGUGCACUGCUCAGUCAUUCUCCCGUACCCUGCAUAGAUGCCUGCCUAAGUGGAUAGGAACAGAGACCUGGCAGGGGUUUUCCUAUCAAGUAAAACAGGGGAGUUGCUCUCCCUGGACUGCUGUGUUUGGACUUGAUCUGUUAUUAGAUUGUAUUUACCACUCUUGUUUUUAAAAACUGAGGACAAAUGAAGAGAAACAGAAACCUUG
This is a messenger RNA of Alexandromys fortis (reed vole), 5710 nucleotides long. It is a transcript of the gene Otud7b, whose product is annotated as OTU deubiquitinase 7B. The coding region runs from base 447 to 2954 and encodes 835 amino acids. Gene Ontology annotation, biological process: protein K63-linked deubiquitination; protein deubiquitination involved in ubiquitin-dependent protein catabolic process; protein K11-linked deubiquitination. The record is from RefSeq and is a predicted model, not a curated record. The transcript is spliced from 13 exons. Gene Ontology annotation, molecular function: K63-linked polyubiquitin modification-dependent protein binding; zinc ion binding; DNA binding. Gene Ontology annotation, cellular component: cytoplasm; nucleus. Lineage: Eukaryota; Metazoa; Chordata; Mammalia; Rodentia; Cricetidae.